AUUAAAAAAAAAUCUAGUCUCUCUGUCUCCUUCUUUAGAAUUUAAUUCUGUAUAUGAAUAUUUUUGGAGCAGGAAACUGAAGGUAGAAGUUGGAACUCGCAGGAUUACGCUUAAUAUUAUUAUUUUAUUAUUUCAGUAAGUGUGAUUAAUUUGUAAAACAUCAUUUCAAGAACCGUUACUUAAAUGGCUGAACCAUGUGGAACUGCCCACGAUCCUCCAGAUCAUAUCAACCUUGAAGAAAUGACACAGAAUGCCCAUAAGCUUUUACAGGAAGCUAUUUUAAAAUCUAAUAAUUUACCAAGAGAUUUGUCACGGAAGCUUUACGCAUCUCAUCGGCAUUUUAGAAAUGCCACUGAUCAACUCAGCAAUAACACUAUAGUAUUAUCUAAUUAUUUAAUAAAUCAUGACUACCCCAAACAAACCAAAUUUAAAAACGGAGAAAUAGAAAAUAAUUUAGAAAAGCUAAUGGAUAUUAACAAUGAUGAACUAGAUAAAGUCAAGUUGAAGAUUGAGAAAGUAAAAAAUGGAGACAAACAUACAAAUGAGCAGAUUUUCAACAAACCAAUUGUAAAUCCUGUCAAGACAUUUAGAAGGAACAAUACAUUUAGUUUACUACCAGAUAGUAACACAGUCAUGCCACAACUAAACUUCAAAGACAAGAUUGAUAACACUUACUCACUUUGGAAGCCAAUUAUUACUUAUAAACCCAACAAUAUACAACCUCUUCAGUUCCAACUUGAGGUUGAUGAUGAUGGCAAUGGUAUUGGAUACACACACCCUUACCAAAUUGAGUUAGACCUUUAUGAACCUCCCAAACAUUUUAUGGAAGAAGAUGACCAACCUUUAGAAUUUCCACCACCAAUCGAAUCCACACAAUUCACAUAUGUUGAUACAAUGGAAAAGCUUCAGAACCUUCUAAAUGCAUUAAAUCUUGUUAAUGAAAUAGCAGUGGAUUUGGAACACCAUAGUUAUUAUUCUUACCAAGGUUACACAUGUUUGGUACAAAUUUCCAUUCAAAAUCAGGAUUUUGUGAUUGAUGCUUUGAAGCUCCGUGAACACUUGCAUCUUCUGAAUGAAUCAUUUACAAACCCAAAGAAACUAAAGGUGUUUCAUGGUGCAUGUAAUGACAUACGGUGGCUUCAACGUGAUUUUGGUGUGUAUGUAGUUGGAAUGUUUGAUACAUACGAGGCCUCUUUGGUUCUUAAUUUUAAAGGGAAAAAAUUGUUAGACCUCUUAAAGCGAUUCUGCAAUGUUGAAACGGAUAAAAGAUAUCAAACGGCAGAUUGGCAAGUAAGACCAUUGCCCAGUGAAAUGAUUUUAUACGCCCGCAUGGAUACUCAUUAUUUGAUAUAUAUUUGGCGCGAAAUGAAAAAGUUGUUAUUGAGGGAUCCGAGCAGAAUGAACUUAAGACAAGUUUUUGAAAAUAGCAAGCGAAUUUGUUUAUAUAAAUACAUGAAACCAGAAUUUAGACAAUGCAGCUAUUUGGAGUUAUAUAAUCGGUCUAACAAAAUAUUAAACUCCCGCCAGUUGGCUGCAUUCAAAUUAUUAUUCAAAUGGAGAGAUAACCAAGCUCGAAGUGCAGAUAGAAGUGUUGAAUAUAUAAUGAACAAUACCAUAUUAUUCAAAUUGUCCGAGGAAUUGCCGAGUGACACGGAAACUGCGCUGCGAUGUUGUCAAGGUGCCACGCCAACUUUGAAAAAUCAUUUAGUCAUGAUACUACCUAUAUUGAUAUCGUGUCGGGAUUUACCGUUGGAACCCACUCUCUACCAUACACCAGCUUCAAUUAUGAGUGCGUUGGAACACGUCGAACAAGAAAACCAGAGUGAAACAUUGCACGCAUUUUCAAGUGAUGUGACCAACCAAGAAGAGCCACUAACAAUUUUGGCGCCAUACGUCCCAACUGCAGAAACAAUCGCCUCGAUUGCUAGUACUUUGGCUCAGAACAUUUACAGAAGAGGAUUCCUUCCACCCUAUGAGAGAUACAAAUACUACCGUAAUCUGCUUCGGAAAGAGUACUUUGGGAAGCUAUUGAAUUAUAUUCAAGACCAAAGUAGUGAUCAACCUGCACAAAGUAAUAAAGAAGAUGCCGCCUGCAAAGUGAACUCUGAACCCUUUCUGCAACUAAAGAUGAAUAAUUCGACAACAAACGAUAACGGUGAGGGCCCCAGCUGUAGUGGUAUAAGGAAGCAACAGGCCAAUGUAACAGAAAAUUAAUAACUAAAUAGACGGAACUAUAAUUAUCCCUUAAUUGGUUGCGCCUAAAGAGUUGUAGUCGCGGUUUUUAAUGUAAAUACUGUUUUCAAAUUGGAUAAAUAAUUAUUGAAAAUCUCAGGUCUCGCAGUAGUUUGUAGAGCAGAUACAUUAAUCGCAAACAUAUUAGCACUACAAUUAUUAUAGUACAAGUUUCUCGGAUAUUGUUAUAUGGUAUAAACCAUACCGUCCACUUUUACCCGUUAUGUUUGGCUGACAGAAGAUUGUUAAAUAUUGUACAGGGGCCCUACGAUGACCUCUCAUCGAAAAAACGAGACAAUUGAUUUUCCCACGUGACCUUAGCGGUAAUCAGAUUUCGUUCAUUCAUUUUGUAUGAAAAUUUGUGCCAUGACCGCUGAACCAAAAUAUAACCGUUGUCUUCAAACUAUGACAGAAUAAGCGAUUCUAAAAAGUUACUUUUUGUUCAACUUGUUUGUAUAGAAGUCUCUUGCGACUUCUGCAACGAUUAUUCCGUGUAUUAAAAUAUAGAAUAAUUAAUAACACGUGGUUUACGCUAUUAUUUUUUUUGUUGGUAAAUAGACAUAGAUAUUUUUCAAAUUGAUGAUAUGUAAAUAAUAAGCCAUUUGAAGAUAUUCUAAUAAUUAUAUAUUAUGUUAAUAAUUAUAUAUUAUGUUAAUAUUUAUCUAGUUAGGAUGACGCCAUCAAGAUAGAAAAUGAUGUCUUCACGCAUUGUUCAAUUGGGUAUAAACUUAUAGUCAUAUAUUUCAUAAUACAUUUAAUGAUUGAAUUUUCAAUAGAAUUUUUUUUAAAUACUUAGACGCAAAUCCGGCAGCAAAAACUCUCUUGGUGGUGUUCCAAUCAAGGUCCCCCGAAACUCCUACAUAUUCAGAAUCAUCAAAUUAUCUAGGAGUGGCGGGCGACGUAAUUCUAAACCUUUACCUUAUUCUUUGCCAAUAUGUCUCUCAAUUCAGCGAGUUGGUUAGGCUUAAGCUUUAAAGAAAAUAUAAUUAUUUAUAUUAUAAGCUAAUUCACUAAACCAAUUUUAAAGUAUAUACUCUAUUUGUACAUGGAUUUAAUUUUUAUAUUGAUUACUUAUUAUUUUUAUGAUUGUUACUUAUGAUUUUCGAGUUAUAAAUUGUUGUAGUAGCUCUUGCAAGAGAAUAUCAGGAAUUCACUUUGAUAUAGGUAUUUAUUUUUUAACAAUUUGUAAAUAUUAUAUUUAUAAAACUCAAAUUCUGUAAACACCAAAAUAUUGAAACAUUCUAUCAAGAUUUGACGUAAACGUUUAAAAAUAAUAAAUGUCAACUUUAAUGGCACUAGAUAACUUUACGUUUAAAAUAUAUCAGGCGAAUAUUUUUAUGUUAAAUAA
Pieris brassicae (large cabbage white) is the source of this 3580-nucleotide messenger RNA. It is a transcript of the gene Rrp6, whose product is annotated as exosome component 10. Gene Ontology annotation, cellular component: nuclear exosome (RNase complex); nucleolus. Lineage: Eukaryota; Metazoa; Arthropoda; Insecta; Lepidoptera; Pieridae. Gene Ontology annotation, molecular function: nucleic acid binding; nucleotide binding; 3'-5'-RNA exonuclease activity. Gene Ontology annotation, biological process: nuclear polyadenylation-dependent snoRNA catabolic process; histone mRNA catabolic process; exonucleolytic trimming to generate mature 3'-end of 5.8S rRNA from tricistronic rRNA transcript (SSU-rRNA, 5.8S rRNA, LSU-rRNA). Bases 184 to 2214 code for a protein of 676 amino acids. The transcript has 14 exons. The record is from RefSeq and is a predicted model, not a curated record.